Mucor mucedo is the source of this 406-nucleotide messenger RNA. RefSeq lists its product as uncharacterized. The coding region runs from base 30 to 344 and encodes 104 amino acids. Lineage: Eukaryota; Fungi; Mucoromycota; Mucoromycetes; Mucorales; Mucoraceae. The transcript has a single exon. The record is from RefSeq and is a predicted model, not a curated record.
AUUUUAACAUAUUAUUUUCUUUUAAAAACAUGAAACUGUCAUACAUAAUUUCCUCUUUUCUAUUUUCUACAUCGGUAUCUGCUACUGAACCUGUUAGCUUAUCUUGUAUCGUUCCAGGAAGUUGUAUUCUACCGGUCAUGGACCAUACUUCAUGUAUUCCAUUUGGUGGCUUUCUGGAAAACUGCGAUAUACCAGAGGCGGCUAUAAGGUGUGGUACAUGCACGUUUACUGAUGCCAAAAAACACGCAGAUAUCCAUAGUAUCAGACAAGCUUUCAAGGGCUCAUGCAGAAUUAAAGGCGGAGUCCUUGCCGAUACCCCUCUCGACUUACCAAAAUGCAGUUAAAAGUUUAUCUAUAUAUUUUGUCGGUCGAUUUUGUAAAUUAAAAAAUAAAAAAUUGUUUGCCA